AUGCCACCAGCAAAGCUGGCUCCUCCUCAUUCUGCUCAGGAAGAAGCCCAGCAGCCGACCUUAUGGCAGAAGGGUCUUAGUUGGAUCCCUGGUACUCAACAAUUCAGAGCGCGAGCCAAACUCCUGUCCAAUUCACGCGUCCCUCUCCUUUACUCUGUCUCCGGCCUGAUCCUCCUUGUCCUUCUGCUCGCCCAGUUCUUCACCUCCAGGGACGUCCAGCCGCGCCUUUGGGCUCCUACUCCUUCUACUGCAUCUGCACCUGCUCCUGUUACUCUGCAGCCGACGUCAAGUCCUUUCAGUCCGUUUGGUGACAGCGUCUACCGUCAAGAGGCGUACUUUGAUUUACUGGAACCGGGCACCCAGUGCAGACCCAAGUCUCCCUUCACAUCAGACUUGCCCGUUACACACGCGAUGACCAAUAUGGCGCUGGAAGCAGAGGCCAAGCGCAUGGUUGCACAAUUUGAGUACACCUCAGAAGAUGUCAAUAAAGGCGUAAAAGAGUUCAUUCGGGAGAUGGAAGAGGGCCUGGAGAAGCAGGGGACCUCGAUCAGUCAAAUCCCAACCUACGUCACGUCGGUCCCCAAUGGCACUGAAAAGGGUGUUUAUCUGGCCGUGGACCUAGGCGGUACCAACUUCCGAGUAUGCUCUAUCACGCUGCAUGGCAACCAGUCCUUCUCGUUGCAGCAGUCCAAAGUCGCUGUCCCCCGGGCUCUGAUGGAAGCAAAGACCGCCCACGAACUCUUCUCCUUCCUUGCCAAACAGAUCGAGUCUUUCCUCAAAGCACAUCACAUGGACCAUUUUGAGUCGCAUCAAAACAAACCUGGCGAGGUCGAAUUUUUCGAUCUGGGUUUCACUUUCAGCUUUCCUGUCAAUCAGGUGGGCAUCAACAAGGGUAAAUUAAUGCGAUGGACAAAAGGCUUCAACAUCGAUGAAGCUCUAGGACAAGACGUUUGUGGGCUGCUGCAGAAGGAGAUUGACGCAUUGAACCUACCAGUGAGAGUGGCAGCUCUCGUGAACGAUACUGUGGGCACUCUGAUGGCCAGGUCGUACACUUCGCCGGGUAAGACAAGUACGUUGAUCGGCGCCAUCUUCGGCACCGGGACGAACGGCGCCUAUGUCGAAAAGCUCGACAGGGUGAAGAAGAUGAAGGCCAUAGACGAAGCAGAGGGCGGUGUUGCAAAUUAUGACUCGUCUACCGGUUUGAUGGUCAUUAACACAGAAUGGGGCAGUUUCGACAAUGCCCUGUCAGUCCUCCCUAAUACUCAGUACGACGUGGACUUGGACCGCGAGUCAGUAAACCCUGGCAUCCAGAUGUUUGAGAAACGCGUGUCGGGAAUGUUCUUGGGCGAAAUUCUGCGGCGAGCUCUGCUUAGUCUCUACCAGCACCCCGAUGCGGGUGUCGCCUUGUUCAAAGACGCAUCGUCACACGACAACGAUAUUAGAAGUACGACAACCGUGGCUGACGAUAGUCCCCUAUUUAAGAUAUGGGGGAUUGACACCUCGUUUCUCUCCAUUGUUGAGGAGGACCACUCGGACCGCCUGCGUAUCACCAAGCAGACACUGGAAAAGGAGUUGAAGGUAGAAGCCGCCUCAACCGAGGACUGUGUUGCCGUCAAGAUGCUUGUGCACGCCAUUGGGAAACGUGCGGCAAGACUGAGCGCCGUUGCUCUUGCUGGAGUCAUCCUCUCGACGAACAAACUACAAGAGGAUGAGAUGGUCGACGUGGGCGUGGAUGGAAGCUUGGUAGAGUAUUAUCCGGGCUUCGAGGAGUACAUCCGGGAGGCUUUCAGGGAGAUUGAAGGCAUCGGCGAGGAUGAGAAGCGGAUAAGAAUCGGGCUUGCGAAGGACGGCAGCGGCUUGGGCGCAGCGCUGAUUGCGUUGGUGGCUCAUAAUGCAGACCAAGCCUUGUAG
Molecule: messenger RNA, 1911 nt
Organism: Fonsecaea multimorphosa CBS 102226
Lineage: Eukaryota; Fungi; Ascomycota; Eurotiomycetes; Chaetothyriales; Herpotrichiellaceae
Exons: 2
Coding region: 1-1911 (636 amino acids)
Biological process (GO): intracellular glucose homeostasis; glucose 6-phosphate metabolic process; glycolytic process
Cellular component (GO): cytosol; mitochondrion
Molecular function (GO): D-glucose binding; ATP binding; mannokinase activity
Source: RefSeq, a predicted model, not a curated record